AUGUCCUCCUCUGCAGACUCGAUAUCAGACGGCGAGCUUGAGGAUAUCUACCGCUUCGCCAUACAGCUAGGCAGGGAUGCGGGACAGAUGCUGCUGGACGGCCUGCAGCGGCGGCGGAGCCUGGGAGCCGAGGGGAUGCCGGAGGCGCAAGUCGAGAAAUUGAAUGCGGUGGAUAUCGUGACGCAGACGGAUCAUGACGUCGAAGCCUUCAUCCACAAGUCCAUUCGAGAGCGGUAUCCUACGCAUGAAUUUGUGGGCGAGGAGACGUACUCUGCUGGCGCGACGCGCGACUACCUGGUGACGGACCGCCCGACGUGGAUCGUCGAUCCGCUCGAUGGCACAGUCAACUAUACGCAUGGGUUCCCCAUGUUUUGCGUCUCGAUCGCGCUGUGCGUAGACCAGCGGCCCGUCGUGGGCGUUAUCUACGCGCCGCUACUGCAGCAGUUGUUCUCGGCAAGGCGCGGGGGAGGGGCGUGGUUGAAUGAGAGUACGAGUUUGCCGUUGCUGGGAGGGGGAAUUGGGCCGUUGCCGAGGGAGGCGCCACGGAAGUGUCUGUUUGGGUGUGAGUGGGGAAAGGAUCGCCGGGAUCCGGAGACUGGGGAGGGGAAUCUGGGGAGGAAGAUCGAGAGCUUUGUGACUAUGGCGAUGGAGCCGAGAGGAAAGGGGGAAAGGGGUGGUAUGGUGCAUGGGGUGCGGAGUCUGGGAAGUGCGACGAUGGAUUUGGCGUAUACGGCGAUGGGAGCAUUUGAUAUAUGGUGGGAAGGCGGCUGUUGGGAGUGGGACGUUGCAGCAGGUAUAUGUCUGCUGCAAGAAGCGGGUGGUUUGGUAACGACGGCGAAUCCACCGGUGAACUGGGAGGAGAGGUGGGGACCCGGACAGGGGGUGCCUGAGAUCAGUCUCGGAGGAAGGUUGUACCUUUGCAUUCGACCAGCUGUGGAUGCUGUCGAUGGUAGUGAGACGGGGAGGCAGAGUCAAGAAAGAGUAGUCAGGGAGGUAUGGAAGCGGGUGAAGCGGCUAGACUACUCUAGACCAGGAGUAGAAGUGAGCUGA
Messenger RNA from Cyphellophora europaea CBS 101466, 1050 nucleotides. RefSeq lists its product as uncharacterized. The record is from RefSeq and is a predicted model, not a curated record. Lineage: Eukaryota; Fungi; Ascomycota; Eurotiomycetes; Chaetothyriales; Cyphellophoraceae. Bases 1 to 1050 code for a protein of 349 amino acids. The transcript is spliced from 2 exons. Gene Ontology annotation, biological process: inositol metabolic process; signal transduction; phosphatidylinositol phosphate biosynthetic process. Gene Ontology annotation, molecular function: inositol monophosphate 1-phosphatase activity.